Xyrichtys novacula (pearly razorfish) is the source of this 22951-nucleotide messenger RNA. The record is from the annotation of a GenBank genome assembly. NCBI's taxonomy places the organism in Eukaryota, Metazoa, Chordata, Actinopteri, Labriformes, Labridae.
UAAAAAUAAAAUAAAACAACUCUGUGACCUCAGAGGUCAGCUUCCUUUUAUUUUUAUAUCAGAAUAAAAGCCUCUAAACAAUCCUGUCCAAAAAUGUGCACAAAUUUAAAACCAAACCUCCCAACUUUUAGAUAUUUAUAACCAAGUUUUUAGACAACGUGAAGCACUAUAAAUACUCUCUUAAAGAAUGAAUUUAGUCGUCUAAAUCCCCAGAGAAAGCAGACGUGUCAGUCCUGCUCAGCUGUGCUAAUGGGACAGAACUUUCAGGGGGAGGGACCUCCUCUGACUCCCAUUAAAGACAGCAGCAGCUAUAAAGGAGCCCAGGAUGAGAUUGCAGCCGGCAAACUAAGACUCACAGCUGCGGUAAGAGUGAGUGAAGAAGAAGAAGAAGAAAAGAUAUAAAAGAAACACUCAGAAACACGCAGUUGGGUGUACCAGUGUGAGUGAGGGGCUGAGAGAGGAGCACAGGGAAGGAGGAGGAGGGUGAGAAAGAGUCAGAGAGAGACACGGGGAAGAGAGAGGACAGAGAGAGGCAUCAUCACAGCGUGGAACAGGUUCUUCUUUCUGCAGCUCUCACACUCAGCCUCAGCAGACAUGCCUAACUUUGCCGGCACCUGGAAAAUGAAGAAGAGUGAGAAUUUUGAUGAACUUCUCAAAGCCCUGGGUAAGCCCUCUUCUCCUGCCUCUUUUCUCCCCUCUCCUCUCUCCCUUUCAUCGCCCGCUCCACAUCCCUCCCUGCAUGAGGUUUACUAUCCAUCAUGUCCAUGUAGAAAAAGGCUUUUCUUGUUCUUUGAGAGCGGCGUGCAGACUUCCAACAACAUGGUUUUUUGUUUUUGGAGGAGAUCCCUGGGAAAAGAACGCAGAGAUCUUCGGGGAGAUGCUGCUGAAGGGAAAUCCCUCGGCUUUCCAGGAGAUAUGAAACACUGGAUGCUGAAUUCCAGCCUAAACAGACGUGGUAUUGUUACAUGAAAAGAGGAGGGGGGCACAACAUUAUUCAUGUUAAGCAUUUAAGUAGGGCAUGCAUUAGCAAUGCCAGGGGAGGUCUCUGGAGCCCGGUGCUGUUCUCUUGUGUCCUAUCUUUUUUCAUUCUUUUUCACCCUCCUUAGUCUUUGCUGAUGAUUGUGAUGGUUUAGAUCUGGACCCGUUUAACUGGGUCAGUCAAUUGUGUUGCAGCGUUUGGUCACGCCGGCACUUCUGAGACGGACAGGGCACAGCCAAAGGGAGGCCGCCUGUACAAUAACGUAGAAAUCUAUAGGGACAAGUCUCACUGUGAGCAGAGAGCUGCUGCAGAAACUCAGAAACUGGAGAUAUAAAACAGAAGAAAACUUUUGGGAUGUGAGUGCUCCUUGUUUGGGGAUGCUGGAAGUGACACUUUUGUACGAAGUAAACCGAAAACAAUUGAUGGAUUAGUUGUGCAUCACUGCAGCGUGUAAGCCUGAUGCACUUGAAAGGUUUCUUCAGUUUCAGAGUAUUAAUUCAUCCCUGAAAGCCUCUGCUUUGUGACUGAUACCUUUAAAUCUAUCCAACAGUGAAGUUUCUUAAGUAAAAAGCCUGUAAUAGUCUACAUUUUUAAAGCAAAUAAUUAUUAUUCUGCUCAAUAGUAUUCCCAUCUUUGUCAAAGCCUGGUCUGCUGCAGGUUGUAUUAUUCUUCAGCAUCAUAGGUCUUAAAUUCUGUCAAAAAUGGUAAGUUUUGCAUUAGGAAGCACUUUUUUCAUAUAAUGCUGUACAUGAAGUUGCACCAAAAGUUAGAAGAUCCAAACUUGAACACAUCUGAACCUGCGAAUAUUGUUUAUGUCCUUAUUGUUUAUAAGUGGGUGAAAAUUAAUCCCAGCAAAUCAAGGCAGUCCAAAGGAAAAAUACAUAACAUUGAAGAACUUCUAGAAAUAAACCAGUACAACAAAAACAACACUGAUUAUAAUUCACGUAAUGACCAACGAUAUAACAGUAAAAAUGACCUUAGAUGAUAGGAGUGCAUCAUUGUGGUCUAGAUCUAAUAAGCAGAGCUACUUUAGCUGCAGCACUAAACUGUUGUUCAGAUUUAAUUUACUGUUUUAAAAAACUACAAUGACAGAUUGCUAGAAAAAACUACUUACAUUUUCUGUAUAUUAUCAUAAUUAUAAUAAUUAUUAUUUUUUUAAGACCCUUAAAUCGGUGACAAAGUCGUCAAAAUUCAUCCUGACACACAUUUACUUUUUAAAGCUCCUGUAAGAAGUUUUCAUUUGGUUUUGAAACAGAUAAAACUUGCUAUCGACGCAUCUAUCUGACCCUCAAAAGCAAAACCAGAACGUAAGAAACAAGAUUAACAGUCUCUAUGUCCUUAUUUUUGAUGUCCAGAAUCACUGGCGCAGGGUCGGUGUCGGGCUAACUGCACACAGUCUAAAUACCUUUUUUUUUUAUCAGCACCACAUUUGGCUGUGAGACUAUCUGAGUUAAAGGUAUAAAAGAAAAACACAACACAAAAUCUAAGGAGACAAGAGAUAUUGUUUUUUCCUUAGGGGGCGCCAAAGUUGGUGCUAAUCUAAAGUUGCUUACAGGAGCUUUAAGUCUGAAUAAAUUGGUCUUAAAAAAUCUUCAGUGUCCCAGCAUCAGAUGAAAUCUCUUAAUUGAAGAGUAGAUGCAAGAAAACUUUCUCUAACAAUGUUUAGUUAGGGUGUUAGAUCCAAAAAACAACCACCUAAUUAAGUUAGAUUAGGUUAAGUUAGGUUAGGUUCAAUUAGGGUUAAACUUAGUUAAGUUUAGUUUAGAUAAGUUUAUUCAGUUUAGUUUAGUCUAUUUCAGUUUUUCUUAAAUUCAGUCAAGUCUAGUUUUGUUAAGUCUAGUUUAGUUUAGUGCUUUGGUUUACAUUAAUAUCAAUAAAACAGAUUAACACACACUUAGGCAAUAAUAGAUCUGACCACCUCUCUCUCUUCACUUUCUGAGUUUACCGCCUCAUUAUAGUCAAAUACGCCGUACACUGUCACCCAUUCAUGCUCACAUAUAUUCAGUCAUAUAACUGACGAGCUGCGUUGGGUAACUACAGUAAAUUCCAGUGCUGCGGGGCCGCCACUCUCCAUCAACAUCUUCAUAAUCAUCAGAGGUUUCCCUUCAGAAGGAGAGGGCUGUUAUAGUCGGGGCUGCAGAUAGAGGAGCAGCAUGCUGAGUGAACCGAGCUGUACAAUCUGAUCAGGAUCACAGUUUGCUAAAUGAGAUCAAAGAAUGAAAUAAAAGGCUGUACGCUUCAUGAACAAUUUCACCGCCGAACCGAAAUGUGGAUUUGAUCAAGUUAAUAUGACUCUAGUUAAAAAAUGGGAAAAGUAAACAAACUGCAGGAGCUUGAAUCAAAGCACAAGAAGCCCUUUAGUCUCAGAGUUAGCGGUGUUUUGGGAAUUUUCUACACUGUCUGAAUCUAACGAGAAUUAAAAUUUGACAUCAUAUCAGGUUUCCAAAAAUGAGCACAGACGGUUGGCUCGCUGAUGCUUAUACAUAUUUAAUGUUAAAAAAACACAUGGCGUGAUCCCUCAGAUCAUGGGUGGGGUUGGGUGCGAGCUGUCAAGUUGAUGCUUUUCUGCCUGGGUGUGGACUGAACAACACCACAGCGAUUUUGGACGAAGAUGAUCGAUCAUAGCUGAUUAAAGGCAGAUGAAAACUUAACGAAUAUUUAAUCUUAUCGGAGGAUUCCCUUUCUUUACGAUCGUCUGGUUCCAUCAAUGAGGGACGACCGAGUAAAAGAUCCAGGACUUUGGCAUGACAUAAAGCCAGAUGGCCCUGUAGUGUCAAACUGGGUGUGCCGAAGUGUUGCCACAAAUGACGGUCAAUGCCACACGCAGGAUCAUUACUCUAAGAAGAGCCAGCACUGACCUACCCAAGGCUUUCCUUUCUUUCCUCUGGACAUGUCCAAAUCAUCCCUCACCCGGAGUCCAGCGCCAAAAUACCUCAAAUUUCUCUCACUUUAGGGAAAUAGUCGAGGUUCUUGUCUGAGCCACAAAGCCUUUCUUGUGUUUUUCUCCCAGACAACCACAUUUCUGUCAUUCUUUGUUAAAAUUUAAGCUUAUGAGAUGUUCUGGUUGACCACUUACAAAGAAAUACAGGGAGACACGCAGCCAGCAUGAGCUCCUGUAUUUAAGGUCCAGAGUCUGAUGGAAACUGGCAUGAGGGCCUGCAGAGGUCUGAAUCUGGGUGGGGUCGAGGGGUGAGGCAGAAAAAGAGACAAAAGACGAUGAGCUACGGGAGAAUUUUCAGUGCAAAAUAUUGAAAAUAACAUGUGAAAUCAAAUUAUAGCUUAGUUUUUAUGUUAAUUUUUGCCCAUUUAAUUCUAUUGUGACAAAAACAAAAAGACGCAAAUCUCAAUACUGACGUUUCGGCCAUUGUUGCUCUUCUUUCUUUCAGUUUUUCAUCGAUAAAAACAAGUAUUUCUCUUUUUUCUGUGAUUUCUUUGACACCACAUACAGCAUAUUUAAGCCCCAGUAGUCCUAUUGAUCAUUUACAAUAGAAUCAAAAUGUUUGUCUUGUUUUAUGUCUGUUUCUACAAUAAAUAGACUGUCAUGAAAAAGAGUCACAGGUAGAUUCUUGUGCAGGAGAGACAAAAUCUAUAUGAAAAUAUGUGUAUAAACAAAAUUACUAUAUUGUGUAUCCCUUGUCUUCAAUGAUGACCUCAAGGUACAACAAAUGUCAUAUUCUGGGUCAUGAAACUGUAUUUUAAGGUAAAAAUUUAAACAAAGAGCAAGAAAAUUCAACAUUUUGUAUAUUGAAGUUUUGUAACUAUCAACAAUUUUUGAAGUACAAAAAGUUUGUUUCUUAGAAUUAUUUUUUCACCGUGGCGUCGUAGUCAUCCAUGAUUUGCUGUUUCCUUGGCAUUCAGGAGUAAACACCAUGCUGAGGAAGGUGGCUGUGGCAGCGGCCUCCAACCCCCACGUGGAAAUCCGUCAGGACGGCGAGCAGUUCUACAUCAAAACAUCCACCAGCGUUCGUACCACCGAGAUCAACUUCCACAUCGGUGAGGUGUUUGACGAAGAGACGGUGGACGGACGAAAGUGCAAGGUAGGACUGCGACAAAGAAUACAGAGAUGUGUUUCUGUAUGAUCAAACACUUAAAAGGCCUUUCAAGUCGUGUAAAUCAUCUUUACAAAUAAAUCAUUUGUACGGAUAAUUUGAUUAAUUUGCCUCCCAGUGUGGGAAGAAAUGAACCGUCCUCAGUGGAUUAUGCAGACACACUUAAAGGUUCAGGUUAGGAUAAUAUUUUUGGCAGGGCAGUGAUUAGAUUUGGUUCAGUUCCAGAGUUCAUGUGACAACUGUGGUUAUUGUUGAAAUUAGGGUGAGUCCUCAUGGGAUACUCAAGGCAUUGUCCCCGUAUGUUGCCAAAAACAAGACGGUAUGUGAAAGUGGGUUUCAUAUUCUGAACAUUGUUAAGAAAAAAGAUGGGCAAACAUUUAACACUCAUUUGUUGAUAGAAUAAAUACUAACAGAAAGGACUCAUAAGUGUGGGUACUCGUUUCUGUCACUGGUGAAGUUGUUGGUCUCUAAAUGGGACAUAAACAAACAUCAGUGUUAACACUUGGGAUAAGAAUUUGUCAAUGUCCUUUUCGUGUCAGAAGUAUAAACGACAGAAAACUGCACACAGUCGAGCAAGAAAUAAGAUGGAUGUAGUUUAGUAAGGUUUCUCAGGACUUCUUUUUAGUCAGUGUCAUAACUUCUAAACCAAUCUACAGUGAUUUUAAACCAGAGAUAUCAGUCUUUGUAGAACUGCUCCUGUAUUAACAAAGGGAACAGCACUGUAAUCCUACCAUAUACCAUCAUUGCCUAAGUGUCCACAUCAUCGGGAUCUUCUCUGAGUGUUUGUUUCAGUAUACUCACAACCCACAGAUCAGAUCUGUAUGCUAUUGUUGCCGAGGGUUGAAUGAAAAAUUUAUAACUCCAUGCAGUUUCACCCAUUUGUAUCACCCUCACGUCCUUGCAGUUGGAUUAAGGACAGCUUGAGUUUCUCUUUGAACCUCCUCAGUCCCGGAGGGGGAUUUCUCACAUAUUCACUGUCAGAGCUACUUCACAGGUUUGAAAAGAAAGCACAGAGAGGGUUGUCUUUUUUCAGGAACAUCAAAGUUUCUAAAGGUGAUUACAGGGAAGACUCUAAGUCAAAUAGCUGUCAGCUUUCUAUAACUACAAAAAAAUGCUCAUUAUUAAAUACAAGUGAUCAGUGUUGGGCAAGUUCUUGAAAGGAAGUAACAAGUAACAUCUUCUUGUCAAAAAGUAGUUAUGUCACUUAUUGAUUCGAUUAAGUAUAAAAGUGAUGAGUUUCUGCAGAAAUUAACUUCAGCAUCACUUCUUUUGGCUUCAGUCCUCUUAUUAAUGGACUCGUCUCACCAGUCCUUCGCUGAAUUAUUCCCUGACUCAUCAGCUGAUAUAGGAAGCAUGUCUUUGACAACAUACCUGACAACCAGCCUGUUAAGACCUUCCUGGAUUACAGAUUGUGGAGCUGGCAGUGAUUUAAAAUCAAGCACUGGUUGUUUGGAAGGAGCAGCUCCUCUUUGGUGAGCACUACUUCGGUCACAGGUGUUUUAUUUAGCGCAGGCUCUGUGGGAGUUAACUUUGGAGAAGCGUUUUAGUCAGAUGCUUCUUGAGGUUAGAACGACUAGUCUGCUGUUGUUAGCAAGGAAAAUGGUUUUCCAUCUUGGACAUAGACAAGUGUUUGGUACUAUAUUCUUGUCUUUUACCUUGAGAAGGUAAAAAUAAUGUGAUUUCCAAAACAGUAAGGUUAAAGUAAAUUAAAUAAAGUUAAGCCUGGUUAAGUUCACUUAGAUUAAAACAAGUCAAGUUAGGUUAAGUUAAGUUCAGUCAACUUGUAUGAUGUUAAAUGAAGUUAAGUCAGGAUAUGUUAAAUUAUCUUAAAUUAAUGGAAAUUAAGUCGGGUUAAGUUAGGCUAAGUUUAAUUAAAUUAAGUUAGUUAGGUUAAGUAAGGUUAGGUUAAAUUAGGUUAAGUUUAUUUUAUAUAAUAAGUUUGUUUCAGUUUAGUUAAGUCUAUUUUUAUUAAGUCUAAUUUAGUUUAGUCCAUUUCAUUUUUUUAAGUUUAGUUAAGUCUAGUUUUGUUAAGUUUAGUGCUUUGGUUUAUAUUCAUAUAAAUAAAACAGAUUAACACACACUUCUGCAAUAAUAGAUCUGAUUGAGGGCUGCAAAAGACCCUCUGAUGGGAUUAGUCCGGGUACUUUUCACUACACAUUUGACAUUAUUUUAAUUUCUUUUAACAAAAGAAAACAAGUAAUCUGUAUCUAGGUCUAAGUUAAGAAGGCUAAAUUAAAAAUCUAUAAAAUUAACUUAACACUGAUUAAAAACUCUGCUUAAACAUUAUAGGACUGACAGAAAAACAAAAUAUGAGAUAAACCUUAAAAACUGAAUCAGUUGGGCUCUUGGUGGAAGAAGUUGCAUCAUGAGUCAAUGUUUUUUGCCUCUUUGAGGGGGUGUUUUGAUAUAAAACUUGUUGAACUUUCACGACUUUACCUCCUGCAGAGUUCAAAGCGUUUGCAUCAGAUGUUGUCUGCGUCUUGUUUGCGGGUAUUUCUCAUCCAUAAAUUUUACAGCACCCUUUUUAACAAAUGGAAGAAGGUCAUGACUUUAAGAUUAAUAAUUUAGAUAAAAUGUGUCGUCACAUGUUUGUGCGAAGAACUGAGAUGUCCCUGCAGAGGUGGACAUCUGUUUAUCCCCCCACUGCUUGGCAACAAGAGUCUCAGUUAAGGGAAGAAGAGUCUUGUUUGUUGUAGAACACGAGUAAGCAAUAUCAGCGGGUAAUCCAGAGGUACUCUCCUGACACGAAAGGACAAGAGGGGACAGCGAAACAUGACGCACAAAGUAGGAACAGCAGAGAGAGGCUAGGAGAAAUGGGUUUAUGAUGCAGUUAUGUGAUCAUCCUAGAGGCUAUAUCAUCUGAACAGUUUUUUGCAGGGGCACCUAAAAUGAUAAAAACAAAAAGACUCUCAAGACUUUAAGAAUUUACUUAUCAUCGAAAAUGUAGGGGUUCUUUUACUGCUAAAGCUGUACAAAUCCUAUUUUGGAGAAAGUCAUGGUUUGGUUUGGAAAUGUCUCUGUAAACAAUACGUUACACUGUUGGUUAACUCUUCAGACUGUAGAGGCUACUUUCUGCACAUUAAUAAACAGGGGUGAGUUACAAUCCGGUUGCAGAUUGGGGGAUUAUUGACAACCACAUGAAUUUUUUGACUUGAGGGUGAAUUUGGGGUAUUUGCAUCAUAUUUUCCUAGUUUUGCAGCUGCAUCUGGAGGAUAGGUCAGUAGACAGAGCAGACAAUGGUGGGAGAUACAUGGGAGCGGAGCUGCAGGGUGGAAUCGAACCUGUACAGACCAUUUUGGACCUGCAGGGCUCUGAAACCCUCAACCUUUUAAGUGUUAGACUUGCCAAUAAUAAGUUCACUAAGAUAGUUUUAGAAAUAAGUUUGUUUUUGGCUUUGAUUUCUUGAUUUGUGGGAAUUCAUUGCCUGUCGCUGUCCUCCACAUGCUUAAUUAAUGUCCUCUGACAAAAAUCUCAUCCUGCUGAGUGUUGACUGUCAAAUAUCUCGGCAUCAAAAAUGACAAAUUCGAAAUCAUGUUUACUUUUGUACAUCAUAAAAAGACAUGAGUUUGAGUUAAAAAAAAUCGUAUUAAAGACAUUUUAAGAGAAUUUUAGACAUUUCAAGACCUUAGAGUCAAAUAAUUGGAUUUUAGACGUUUACUCUGAUACUCUGAUCACAGAACUGACUUUUAACCAAGUCAUCCACUUUAUUGAGGAGCUUGUUCUAACUGAGUUUCACAUUGCUGCUUCAUCACCCUCAAACUAAACUGCAGUUUCUCCUCAGAAAGAGCUUCAACAUGGAAAUUUAGCAUCUGCAGAAAUAUGCCCGGGUUACAGAAAGCUGUGAUAUUCAUGUUUGUGGAGAGGAAAUAUUGCAGACUGCAGAGGAAAAAUAUGUAAUUGCAUGUGUGCUCUAAGCAGAGUCAAUAACAGAGGGCCAAAGGAGAAGCAAUCUGGCGUUUAUUUUGUAACACCAAAAUCAUCGGGAAUUGCACACAUGAAUAUCAGCUAUCCUCACCACUUUGAAUCUGACAUGUGUACAAAAUGGUCACACCUACCUCUCUCCUCCUGAUGGGAUUAACAUGUUGCAGUCAGGCUGGGCUGACAUGACCUAUUUCAGAUUCCAGGAGACAGUUUUGCUCCUUCUGUCUGUGCCCCGGAGCAUGCUGGGUACUGGGCAGGGCUAGACAGCUCUCAGUGUGACUCCUGGCCACACCAGGCCGACAAACCGAGUUGUCGUCACUCUUUUGUCACAUCCACUGGUGAGGGUAUUAUCCUGCAAAGUGGCUGUGUUUAUAAUUUGCUGCAGUCAGUUUUUCCUCUCUUAGAUUCUCAUUCAUCUUGUAGGUUUCAGUCAAGAGUUUUACUUCUGAGAGUCGGCAUGAAGGCAGGGAGCUUCUGAAGGGAGCGGAAAAGGUAAAUAUAGCUGUAGCAAGAGAGGGCACAGCUUGACUGAAGAAGAUUUGACAUUACAGAGUCUUGAAUGACGUGCCAGACUGCAUUAUGACGCAGGGACAUCAGGACAAGUGUACAUUAUAAAGCAGAAGUAGAUCUAUGUGGGUGUGGAAGUACAAGACAAAAACAUGAACUUCAGAUUACUUUAGGUAAAGGCCUUAAAGGCAUGGUUGACGAUCUGAGAAGCAGUUGAAAAAAACUGAGCUGUUGAGGGCCACCCCCCACACACAAACCUCCUCCCUCUGUGCUCCAUGAUAACUCCCCCCAGACCUCUAUCGCCCUCCCCACGACACGCCCCCUCUGGCAAAGCAAGAAGCUGGCCGGCAGAAGAUCCUACAGUACGGCAGUAAACACCAGAUCUGCUAGUGAGCACCGUCUGCAGCUGCCUGGACAGCUACCAUGUUGACAUCGCAGAGACUAAUAAGAGUUAUUUAUGUAACAUGUGCCACGAUAAAAGGCGAUAAAAAUGACCUGUUCAACAAAAACUGCUGUCUCGGCGUCUGUUUUCAGGCCCAAAUCCUGGCGAAGCUUUCUCCACCGCUUGAAGGAUGACCCGAUGUUUAUUCGAGUUAGAUUCCUCGCUUGGUCACAUUUCCUCUUCGACUCCGCCCUUUCUUCUGUCGGCUUGUGUUUUCUUAGCACUUUUGGCGGUGGGGCAAGCAGAAGUGUUUUUUUUGCGUCCUUCUCCAUAACAGCUCCUGUAGCUAAGCUGCUACGCUACUUUUAGCCGCUCAGAGCUCCGGAGGGCUGGGAGAGUGGGAGGGAACGAGUCGGAACUACCGGAGAGGGGUGUGUCGAAUACAGCGAGGUGACUGGAUGGAGAGGCAGAGCAGGAGAUUGACCAAUAGGAGCUUUCCGGGACGCUAAAUUAUUAUUAUUUUUUUUUUUGUAGGAUGUAGGGGAAGGUCCCGCCCUCCUUUGCCUCUGAUUGGCUAGAAGUGCUGGGCUCUGAUUGGUUAUUCCUUAUGGCUGUGAAAUAUCAUCGUCUGUCGGGUUAGGAUUAGGAUUAAGGUUAGGGUUAGGAGAUUCAGAAGUGCGAUACUGUCCUGUAAUGUUCUGUUUCAUGUACAGAGCCACCAGCCACGUUUGGCUUGAGCGUAUGAUGACAUUUCCAGCUUUUCUAGCUAAUCAGAGGCAAAGGAGGCGGGACUUUCCCCUACUGUCCUACAGAAAAAAAAAUUCGCGCCAGGGGCGGAUGGCUCCCAUUGGUCAAUGUUUUUGCAGCCCUGCACCUGCUAGGGUGAACAGAUUUUUUCCAUUCUUUUUUCUCUUCACUUUGUGGAGAUCACGCUAUAGGACCAUGAUCGCCAUAGAAACAAGGUUCAUAAUAAUAACCAAUCUCUCCAAUUGUCAACCAUGCCUUUAAAAUUACAACAAAUUCUUGAGUCAAAUCCUGACCUUGCAGGAAGUUGUUGCUUAAACCUAAAAACACUUCAAGUUCUGGAGCUGCUCUCACCACGGUGUUUGUAUGAUCACGAUUUUAUCUCAUAUCAAUACUGAGAAGAAAAACUUCACUCUAAAUCCAAAGAGUAAAAGAUUCCACCCCCGAUAUUUUUAUUGAAUGUAUUUUUCAUCAAGAAGAAAUGAGCGAGUAGCUUUCAGCUGCAAAACAUUGUGCUUUGUGUUGCAAUCAUACGCAAGAGCGGAGCACGACCUGCAGGAAGUGGCGCCCACUGACACUUGAACAUGUGCCGGAGGGGCAGUGUGGGGGUGUGUGGGGUGUUGGCUGAUUCUCAUGUGGUGUUUGGCAGGAGAGUCCUUUGUGGGUUUUGGCUGAGGCCGGCCGCCCCUGUGGUUAAAGGGAUUACACGCUGAUCUUUGCCUGGCGAGGAGCAGAGGUCUGAUUAACGCCGCCACGAGGUUAAAAAGCUCCGGUUAAGCUGUUUGAGUGCGGUGGGAUCAGGCGGCUUCUUCUCACUUUCAAGAGGAGACGGUGAUAAGACACUUCCUGUCGUCUCAGGGGGGGACAAGAGAGACACGGAUAUCGGACAGGCUCCAGUGCAGAGUCGGAGUUAUACUGAGAGGAGUUUUUACCUGCUCUGAUGAGACAUGAAAGUUUGGUUUUAGGGAGUGAAACAGCAAAUCAGACAAAACCGUAUAUCAUAUGACCGAGAUAAAAGUCCAAUACGGGCUAUUGUGCAUCCUGACAGGUGAUCUUAUGAUGAGUAGAUGAAGUAAUUUUAAUCCAUGAAGGUCUGCAGCCUUGAAUUACCAGAAAAGAUUUGUUCCUGUGUUUGUGUCUGUGAACUGAGUGUGAUUCUUUGGCUUUUGACAGUGUUUCAUUGAGCGUGGAGGAGCAGGAACAGGCCUCAGGCGAACGACAGUCAAAUCAAACAUCCGCUGAAGAAGAGAGAAGCGGGGAGACAGACUCUUUGGGCUGAGUCUUAUAUAAACUGAGGGCAAGAUUGAGGAUUCUGGAUCUGCAGCUUCCUUUUGUAGAAACUGUCUGGUCAGAAAAAAACUCCUGUCAUUCUGUCUGCGACUUAUGUUGAUUCGUAAUUAGAGACAGAUUAACUGACAAUGCGUGAGAUUAGCAGCUGAUGUCACACGUUUAUUCCUUACAGGACAUAUUUCAAAUGAUAAUCUCGGUCAAUUUAGAGUAAUAAUAACAGCUGAGAAAUGACUUUUCACAUGUUAAGUAAGCAUAGCUAAUAAUUAUAGAUUAGACUAUUACAGAAUACUGCACCACUGCUUAGCCCUACCAGUUGGAUCCUGCUGCAAAAUUGAGAAAUUUAUGUGAAGCAGGCAUAGUGUCGUCCACGAGCAUCUCAGCAAUCAUUUAAUAGUUACUCCGCUUCAAAUUGUGAAGGAGCAGCUGGUAAAAAAACAGCAGUACAGAGACUUUAGGACCCACUCCAAUGAAAAUCAUGUUUUUCUUGUUGUCUACAUGUUAAUAUGGCCUUUUUGUGAUGCUACAGGGUGUAUCAUGAGAGAAAAAAAGGGCGAAAUUGUAUUUCUGAGUAUUUCUGCAUUCAAACCGCUGUGAAUCUCUGGUGGAUCCAAACAGCCGAUCCAGAAACAGUGAGAUUUCUUAUGUCACAAACCCAAGCUCCGCCCCCGAAACCCUGUUAUGCAGGCUAGACUCGGAGAAAUAAAGAGGACGAUCACAGAACAACCGUGUGCGUUAGCGGAUUGCAAUGCUCUUAAGAAAGCUAACUAUGAUGUUAGUUUUCAUCAUGUCCCCAAAGACAUCUGUGUCUGAGAGCUGAAUAGCUCAUAUAUUACCUGUUACUUCUUCUACAACAGCAAUGUUAAGCCACGUUCAGACCAAAUGCCAAAUUUGAUUGAUUAUAAUGAAAAAUAGUUGCUGCCAGAACAACAAAGUUUCAUAUCUUAAAAAUAGUGGUAUGGUAAUGUGAAGUAACGUCAGCGUGGUUCAAGGGCGCCGAAUAAAAGCGGGGUCAAAAGGAGUGUGAAGGUCCAUCAGAAACUUCAGACCAUCUAUGGACCACCUAAAAUCAUUGUUUUUGUAGGGUCCCAAUUCUCUGAUGUAGAUUUUUGCUCAUUGUUUAUGUAUUUUUUUCACAUGUAUGUCAUGUUGGACGCUUUGGCUAAAAGUGUUUAAGAUGUUACAUGAUAUCUUUACACAGACCUACGUUAGGUUUUGAGUUUUUUUGCUGCGCAUGUAGAGAGCUGAUCUGAGAAUGUCGAAACAGGUUUUUCAAACACGUCGUGAAAAGAUUUUUAAACAGAUUUUUACUAUUUAAGACUUCAGAUUUUUCGACUCUGGGAUAUUUAAAGAAAGUCAAAUUGACUCUUAGAGACUUUCAGAAAGUGCAGCUCGAGGCACUUCUGCGUGUCUUCGCCCCGCUGAUGUUUCACCCUGUAAGAAUGAGCUGAUCUGAUCCAAGAGCGGCAGUGUCUCAGAUUUGUUCCCUGAGGUUAGAGGAGCGAGUUCUGGAAAAUUGAUGAGCAAACACUGACAUGGGGAGGGAUAAUGUGAUCAAACUGUGGGAAGUCUCACACAGGUCCGGGAGGCAGUGAGGGUGUUGGUUCAGUUCAAAGAAAAUCCAACAUUCAAACCCAGCAGGAAAUUAGAUGUUGUUCCUCACUUAGCCGUGGUGUUUGUGUCAGAUAAGCGGCCGAUACUUAAAAGUCUUCGUUCGUCUGAACUAAGGCCAGAGGCAGCACAUGCUCGGAUGAGUGAAAACCUGCAGAAAAAGCAGGAUGAGUUUGUCUUGGUCUCACUUUGUGUGUGCACAAGCUCUCGUGUCCUGUUUGGAAGAGAAAGAUGACGCGUGAGAAUUUGUCUGAGACUUUUUUGAGAGAGAAAAUCCAUCCUGGGACUGAUGCUAAUGUAAAAAUGAAGCCGUAGCUAUUCCACUCUUUGGGUUCUGGCUUUAAAAAAACAAGGAAAGAGCUGGAAAACCUGCUGCUGUUCAGCUUGGCAGAGUGUGUGGAGGGCAGCCUGCAGGGAUCCAUGACGACUCUUCUUACCUUUGAUAUGCUGAUUAACACGUGAAGCACUGCGGCGCACGGCUGCUUCGCCUGAAGUCAAACGAAUCAUUAAACAAACUGUUGAUGAGCGAGAAGAUUUACAUGAAACCAUGCGUGAAAAUGCCUAAACAAACUCUCAUUGCCUGCCCAGAUUGUAAUUUUGUUGGAUGAGGAUGUUUUGCUUGAGUUGGAUGAAGUAACCUCAGCUUUGAUGAGUUUCAGGCUUUGGAGCUUAAGAUGUGAUAUUGAAGAGGAAGAAGAGGCUAGACGUAUUGAUAAGAAAACAAAUUUCAUCAGGGAGGGAAAAUAUAAUUAAAUUCAGAUACCAUAGUGAAGCCAAAAACAGAGAGAAAAUGUAAGAGAUGAUUAAAGAUUUAAUAAGAAAAUUCAACAAAUAUUUUAAGGGAUAAAUCAUGUUUUCUUUAAAACUGAGAUUGACCCAAGAAAACUGUUAAUACUAGGGUGAUUAUACGUCCUCUUUUACCCGGACAUGUCCUCUUUUUGGAGGGCUGUCCGGCCUUGUCAGGGGAGUUUAUAAAAUCCUUUAAAUGUCCGGGGUUUUGUAUGGAAGUUUUAAGUUUGGGUCGAAUGGACUUACUGAGUUAAAAGUGCAUAAAAAAGCUCCAACCGACCCGAAAAACCCUUAAAAUUAACUACAUGCGACUCUGUAACUCUGCCCCUGCGUAGUCGUGUCCUCUUUUCGGGGAAUCAGAAUAUGGUCUUGCUACAAACAAGCGGCUGAUGAAAGGGAGUGGGUGAGUUGUGUUUAGUCUCUUUGUCAAAGAAAUCAGGCAAAGUUAAAAAGAUGUUUAGUGACUAGUGCUGUGACUGGGACCCUAUAUACUGCUGAUGAAGUUAGGUUCUGUUCUGAGCAUUAUUUGUGGCUACAAAGUGGCUUUUUGGUUGAGGUUUGCACGUGGGGAUGUAGACCUCUGUGUAUUGCUAUUGUGCGGUCAUUACUAAAGUUGGUAUAACUAGAGAAGCAAGCGGUCGGCAACAUUCAUCUCUCGAGGGGGUGUCUAACUCGGUGUUACUGUGUGUUUUACCCUAAAUUAAUUUUACGCCGGAAUAUCCCUUUAAGAUAAAGGAGGAUACAGGACACAUUGUUUUACUCUGACACCUUUUCAAAUUACAAAAUAUGUAUUUGUUGUUAAUAGACACGACUUAAGCAUGUGGAGGACAAGGUAAGCGAAGACAGCUUUGUCCACAGGGGGUGCUCUGUGUUUGAAGUGUUUGGUUGUAUAACUGUUGUCACUUUUGAUUUCCCUUUGACAGAACCAGACUUGUUACACAAUAUCUGUUGCGAUAAGCUAAAUAUCUGCCUGUACUUUUAUAUGUGACUGACAUGUCCACUGGUAAGUCAAGCCAAGCAUACAGGAAAACAAAAUCGUCCAAUCAGAGCUGCUAAAGGUCCGCUUACUUGUCUUAAUACUUCGAUAUAUCCUGUUUCUGGUUAUGGUGGUUUCAUGUAAAACCUGAGGAGGUAAAAAAGCUUUAACAAAACUCUCAUCUUGGACUUACAGUGAGGAAGUUGUGACGUUGGACGGUUGAGGUAAUAACAAAGGAGGUGGCUUAAUGGACCCUGAGCCCACCAGAAUGAUGAAACCCUCUCCAUUAACACAAGUAAGCGCCACAGGGUCGCUUCAGUCCCGCUCUUUUAUGAAUUCUGCGCUCCAAAAGAGGUAAUUUGAGUCGAUUACUUCAGGAAAAAUGAGUCCUGAAGUGAAAGUCUGACUAAUCCUGUUGAAGUCAUCUGAAAUAUUAUUAAAGCGAAUUAGCAGAAGAGGGGGGAGGACCAUACCGACCUGAUUGUUAAGAGGAUUUUAUGACUUUUCUCAGUCUGCUAAAGACUCAGGUCACUGAUUUAUAAUAUCAUAUUUCUUUGUUCCUAGAGGUCUGGCUGAGGAUUAAUGACCACAUGACAAAUAUCAUUUCUAAGUAGCUGGGAUACAUGAUGAGAAAUAUGUGGUUUUUGCACCCAUACUGUGUGAGACUGUAGAAUAUGUCACACCGAAAGUGACUAAAUUCAUCUGGAGGGUUUUUUCUUUUCUUAAGUUGGCUGAGAAGAGGAAAUAUCAGCAGCUGGAUUAUGGAGUCGAGCUCAAAGUAAAUAUAGUUAACAGCAAAUUGACCUCUGAAAAAGUGCGACUAUGACACUUUUGACCAGUAAACGAAAGAGUUGGUGUAAGAACUUUUUAAAUUAUUAUACUUUUUGACAAAUUAAAUGAUGAGUAAUGUUACAUUUUCAAAGCUAUUGAAAAAGUUGAUUCCAAAAUGAAGUUUAAGAAGUUAUCAUUAUUACAUGUUUUGUAUAACUCACUCUCUUUUAGGUCUGUAUUUAGUCCUCAGGCAAAUAUUGAUGAAGGUUAGAAGUCUUAGAUGGAAGUAAGACCCAAAAAUAGAUUUUAGGGUUAUUUAAUUCACAAGAACUCUCGCAAUUAAUAGGUUUGUCCAAAUCCAGAAGCAUCAUGUUUAGGGUAAUUAAAGAUGUGUCCUUUAUCACCUUUGUAGAUCACUGGGGUGGAGCUUAACUGAGACAAUCAUGUCCACGUUUCAGUCACCAGCCAUCAUCUUUCCCUAUUUACUUUAGCAUGACAAAAAAGCUCCUGUCUCCAAGCAAUAGGUAUCUAAGUAGCUUUAUUAUGUCUUGUGUCCACCCCCUGUGGACAAAGCAGUCUUUGCUUAUACAGUCUUCUAAAUAUCCUUUGGCAAAAAAUCUCAUCCUGCUGACUUUUGACCAUCAGAUGUAUAAUUUAUUCUUAUUAUUUCAUAUGGAAACUACCAAGAAACCACCAUCAGUCUUGUCCCUGAUAGUUUUGUUUGCUUUUAGAUACCAGGAAAAAGCAUUAAGAUUAAUUUCAGUCUAUUUCAUUGAUGACAAAUCUCCUUAUAGUAGCUUUAAUCUUUAUUUCACAAGACAAUUUUAGAGUCUCAAGGCCUUUUGAGUUUUUUUCCAUUUCAAUCACUGACGAUAUCAUUGAGUUCAGCAAAAUACUUGCAUUUAAUUGCAUAAUUAUUGUAUUUAUCUUAUUUGAAGUGGGGACCCAUGGUAAAGGAUGCAUCCAUCAUGUACUUUGUGGCCGGGAAAAUGAAGGAUGUAUUUUCUGCCUCUCAAAAUAGGACAGCAUCAUUCUCCCGCUGUAAUAUAACUAAAUGGACUCUUUAGGGGAUGCAGCCUAUUACACAGGCAAGUAAGGCAAUAGUACGUAAAAGGAAAGAGAACAAGAAAUAUGACUCUGUUUUUUUCUGCUAUUGGAAGUACAGAGAGCUCUGUACUGGACACAAACUGUUCUAAGUAUGGUCGUCACAGUCAGUAUGUUCAACUGCACAGCUAAACUAAGAAAAGUUGACCCCUAAAUAAGAUCAUUUAACUGGACUUUUACAAGCGCUGGGCAAGAAUUGAUUUCCUGCUUAUCAACGAUGGGGCAACAUGCCCCCUUUCAGCUUGUACAACUGGACUGACUCCCAUUUAACCUACUAACUCAGGUACCAAAACAAUCGACAAACGUGGUAACUAGUGGCUAAUGGGAUGAAAAAACAUCGCUUUUACAGAACUGGACUUUUUGGAUGACUCUAGAGCUUUUCCUUUAUUUUUACAUCCUUAUUUCUUACUUUCUUGAGGUUUUGUUUACAACUACAGCCAAACAAUGGCGGUUACCAUAUUGGAAAUAUUAACUCAGUGUCACUUUCACACCUAGCAUGAGGCGAAGAGGCGAAGUUAAGGGCUGUUCAGACCCAAACUGUUUUCUUUGUAUCUAUCUAUCUAUCUAUCUAUACCUUUUUUUUUUUGCACAAGGCUGUAUAAGUGUAUUUUUUGGCUUUUUAACAUGAGUGGUAAUGGGUCUCUAUGGCUUUUGGAGCCAGCCCCAAGUGGACGUUUGAGGAACUGCAGUUUUCAAAUUUGAUUUAAUUUCAUUUGGUGCACGUUAAUCACUUAAAGAAACCUUUUGCACACUGUCAUUUGAUACUUUAUCACUAUUAAACGUCAGUAAUAGAUGUUAUGAGUCCUUGUUAGACUCUAGUGUGUAACAGGUUGACGCCACAUCUCUGUUUGGAGCGGUUAUAAGCGCUGUCCAAUUACACUGAUUAGUGGUGCACUAUGAAGUCACCUUUUACAUAUAUGUCUUUCUAAUGUGUUUUACUGUCAUACUGACCUUUAGUCUUCGCUGUCUGCAGAGUCUCGCCACCUGGGAGACGGAGAACAAGAUCCACUGUAAGCAGACUCUUGUGGAUGGCGACGGCCCCAAAACCUACUGGACCCGAGAGCUGAACGGAGAUGAGCUCACACUGGUGAGGGCACGGAAAUGAUUCAUCAUCUUACUGAAAGCUUCUUAAUAGAUUACUGCUUAGAGAAGAGGGGAAGACGGAGAGAGGGACUUCACUGGAAAGACAAAAGCUCGGAGGCUGGGUAGAUUAAUGAACUCACUUUAGGCUCGGCUCAACAAAAGAAGACAGAAAAUAGUUUCUAAAAUGUUAUUCCCUGUGCGGAGAGAGCAUUUCUUGAUGGGUAUUUAAUCGGUGUGAUUUGUCUGUUUUCUCAUAGAGGGUAAACAUACUUUAGGAUGAGAUUUCGAGCAGCUCUGUUUGAGAAAUGGUUACCAAAAUGAGGCAAGGGUGUGUAUGAAGUCACCCAGGAGAUUCAUCCGUAAAGGGAGUAAGAAAGGCUGUUCUCCGAGGAGCCCAGCUUUCAUCCACCCCGCUGAGAGAAGUGAAAGGAGAACAAGAGGAGCUGCUACACUGACAUCGCAGUAAUACCCCGGUAUUUAGCCAGAUUAAUAUGGGCAGAAGUCAAUGGGUCUAAAGCCCCUCGAACGAUAUGCAGGGGAGCAGUCCAAGACCAAUGGACAGGGCGAAGAGUUCUCAGGGACUCAACAGCUUUCCUCUCCCGUCGUUCUUCGCUCCCACGCUCUGCUUUGUUGUUCCUCGAGUACUUACAAGAUGAAUGUUUGAAAGGAGAAAGCUUGAACCAACAAUAUAGAAGGUUUAGAUGCAGCAAAAAGAGAGUCACAGGAUGUUUGCACAGCUUCGUAUUACCUCCCAGAAGAAAACACAGAGAAAGGAGCAGCUUGAAUCAGACUUUUAAUGCUAAUGUGGAUCUCCAUUGUUUGGAAGAACUGUGAAGAAGGCAGAAAUCUCUCCUGAUCUUUGGGCGAUAAAAGCAGAAGGUGUUAAAGCGCCUGGCCCUGUGGUGACACUCUGGCCCGGCUGCCCCAGAGGAGCUGAAAACAUUUGUGGAGCGGUGGAGAUUGAUCUGUCCGAGCUGUGACUGUGGCUCUUCUCACCUCAGAACUAUUAAAAAACCCAAAGAUAGACCACAUUGGGGUGGCAGUAGCUCAGGAGGUAGAGCGGUCGUCCAAUAACUGGAAAGUUGGUGGUUUGAUUCCCCACUAUCCCGAGCCAGUCCAUUGUGUCCUUGGGCAAGACACUUAACCCACCUUGCUCCCAGUGUGUGUCCUCCACUGGUGUAUGAUUGUGAGUGUUGUGUGGUGGUGGUCGGACAGUCCAGUUUUUGUCAUCAUUCACCUGUGACAUCAGUCCUAAAUUUUCUGCUACAGAAGCUCUAGAGGGUCAAUUCAAGCAAGAGGGACAACCCAAGAGAUGUAGAAGAUGAGUCAUAUCAGUGGUGGAGACAUUUACACAUUUAUCGAAUACUAAAUAGUAGGACUGUCAGUUUAAUAAUCUCUGAAUGUAAUAAUGUAUGAAAUAAUCAAGUUUUGUUCACAUAUUAAAAAUCAUUAUUUUGAAAUUUAAAACAGAUUUAAAGUGUAAACCAACAGGGCAGUUGUGAUUUCUCACUGAUGUCCUGUGAUCCUGGUUAAUGCAACAGCUCUUGAACUUUUCUUGUUCUUGUUCUUUUUCUUCUUAUUAUUCUUUCCCCAACAGUAAGACAAACGAACUGAUCGCAAACGAGCAGCAACGUCUGGUCAUAAAUUAAGCUAAAGUGGAACUGCUAAAGAAACCAUGCACACACUAAUCCGAAAACAUUACUAAGGUUACAAGAUUGACAAAUCAGAAGCACAGCUGACUCGACUGACAGGCAAGCAAGCUGUUGCCAAUUGCGAUGAGGCCAAAGACUCGCCUCUGGAAAGUUAGGAUGAGUCAGCACCAAUGUGACGCCAAAAGGCAUCAAAACACGUAUAAUCAUGACAUGCGAGCCUGAGGAAAUCCUGCGUCUGUGAUGGUUAUCCCACUCCACAAUAAUGAGUGGUGACUUUUGACACUUAUCUGCACCUGUAGGCUCUGUCCAAAGUUGCUCAAACUUUAAAGGGAUAUUAAAUCUCUGUUUGUAUCAAAGUGCACAUUACUUUGGGUUUAAACGUCUUCCCUGAGACAUCUGCUACAUGACCAGCUCCAUCACAGAGCAAAAGCAGCCCUGUAUCCUUCAGGUGCUGAUAUAAAGUAUCUGCAUUCCACCUUUUUUCAUGAAGUAUCACUCUGCUUUAAGAGGUUUGACAUUUGACUAAAGUUAGUCAGCUAAUUUUGUGAGUUGUUGGAGUUGAAACGAAUCAAAAAGUGUCCCCUGCUGUUGUGUCUGUUCACUAAUUGUCCUGUUGAACUUUUGCACACAGCAUAAGCAGUAUCACACAAUGGGCACAGCAGGGAUUAUGCUGAUUUACUGCUUAUAAUCCUGCCGGUCGGCUAGUUUGCAAAACUUCAACGAAUGCAAAACAUCACUUAAAAUGGUCUGAAUAUUUAAACAAUUAUUCACUAAAUCAUUGAAUUCCUGGAAGUUUUUUUAGACCCUGUAGGGGAACCGUGGUAUGAGUCAUCUUAGUUCCCAGCAGGCCUCUUUCUGCUGGACAAAAACUUCACAGUCUGACUGAAUCUGAAUCACAUCUGUCUCAAACGGCCGUCUGACACAGAGAGACAACCCCAACAAUCACAGGGCUUUAGCUCAAGAAUGAGGACCGGGGAUCAUAACGCAGUGGUCUGAUUGUCUGUGGCGGUUCACACUGUAAGUGGGCCACAUUUCCAUACAAUUUGCAUGAUCCGUUUAAUUGGUUUAGUCUGAAAACACAUUAGGGGCAGAGUCGUGUGGAUUUUCUCCAGUAGCGUCAAGCCUGAACUAAACCCGAAAAAUGAAGACGAUUGGACUCGAUCAGUGGAAGCUUAUGCAUUUAAGAAAAGCAAAAAAUCACUUCUAAGGGAGUUUCUUCUGGUUUCAUCAUCAACAGUUUGCAGUAUGGUCCAGAUUAACUCGGGUUUAGUUUGAAUGAAAGGAUGUGACACAUAUGUCACCGCUUACUGGGAUUUCUGUGAGGUUUUAAAAUUAAUCAUAACUAAGCCAACUAAUUUCACAUCCCUCAUACUGCAAACAAGACGUGUGGGAAGUUAUUACGUUUAUUUGUACCGCCCUGCCUUCUUAUGUUUCUCCUCUCUAUGUGUCUAUUCUGUGACAGGAUUUAUCAUCUGCACUUUAUACAAAGACGCUCAGUGAACAACUUGUGUUUGAAAUAUUUACUCUGAUAGUCUGAUACCUGGAGGGCAGAUCCACAUGUGUACAAGAUCGGCCAAUGACAGCAUUUCACCACAAUCCAAGACUGAGAUGGUUUUGCCGUCAGCCAGCAGCUGCACACAAACUUUUAAACUUGCUGUAUGAGUGGGUUCAUAUUGAACAAUGAUUACAGAUGGUGAUUGUUUACAGAUAACCGUAUUUUUCGGGUGAUAAGGCACACCGGAUUAUACGAAGCAAAUUGAUGUGGCUAAGUUCACACAUAAGGGGCAUUAAGCAUUGAUUGAUUUAUUUUACAGUCCGGCAGUCUUGUAGACAGCGUACCGUAAUGCUCAGAAUAUCCAUUUAGCAGCGCGGAUUCGUUGCUUACCAAAGUCGUACUUACACAUUUCGACAGAGUUUUUAGCACAUCGUACCGCAUAAAAUCGGUCUGUAAGCACAACAAGUAAUCAAACAUAAGGCACGCUGGAUUAUAAGGCUCACUGUCAAUUUGUGAUUUCACGUGUGCCUUAUUGUCCGAAAAAUACGGUAGGUGAAGUACAGAGACUACAGCUCAAACUGGAUUAAAGCUCCAAUGAGCAACUUUAGGUUUGUGUCAAUUCUGGCGCCCCAAGUGGAGAAAGUGGAAAGCUAAAUCUCAUCCUGUUGACUUUAGGCGGAUAAAAACAUCAUUUAUCAUGGAUGUUUUCUGUAAAAUUUAAAGAGACGGGGCUGUUUUUUUAGCUGUUCAGCUGACAAAAAUGGCGUUUACUAAAUGGGCCUUAAUUAAAAAUCUUCACAGUUCAGACACACAAACUGAAAGAAGCAAUUAUAUUAAGUGAAAAUAGAAAUACAGAAAGAUUGCCACACUGCCUUAUUCUCGGUCAGUCUUGUAUUAGGUGAUCAUGGAUGUCAACAACUGGUUUAAAUGGACAAAAUAAACCCCAAAACCAGGUACUUUGAUCUUGGCAGUGGAAGGAGUUUUAGACAUUGUAAGUAGGGGUGUUAGAUGUUAUGAACCACCAAUCUUACCAUAUUUACAACUGUGUUUUUGUCGAAACAAUGCAACAACUUGAUGUGGUAGUUUUCAUGUUUGAUUUAGGUGGAUUAAUGUAGAAAAAGUAAAGUUUUAGUAACAGCUGCUUGGAUUAAUUAGAAAAGACCAGGAUUUUACAGGAAUGAUGACACUAUGUUUUUGUUUCCUGCAGAUUUUCGGGGCAGAUGACGUAGUCUGCACGCGGAUCUACAUCCGGGAAUGAUGCUCUCCAACCUUCAUCAGGGCAAGGCAGGAACCUGAUUGGACCACAACCUCUUCUUCUUUAAACCCAACAGUGCUCCGCCACGCUAACACGCUUACAAAGUAUUCUGUGUAAUCACUCAAACUGCUUAGUCUCCACAAACAAUAGCAAUGUCUCUGUAAUCUGGUUAUUUGUAGUGAGUGUCGCUUCAGCAGGACAGUAGCUGGAUAUGUCGGUGUUCAUAUUCUGCAACCCUGGUGUCAGAUGUUUACGUAGGAUUUAGUCAUCAAUAAUGCCUCUGUGUUCAGUUACAGGAAACAAUAAAAAUGGAACAAACAGCGGCUGAGUUUCUUUUUGUUUGACA